UUGGUGGAAAACAACGGCUGACAUUAUUCAUUAUUCUGGUUAGGUAUUUAGAUGAAUCUAGAUUUUUUUCUCACUUGGAACAUCGCGUGAAGGUUACUGUGAUCCAAUAUGGCAUCCGCUGUAGUUCAACGAAUUGUGCGAAAAGUGCCAUUGAAAAAUUUCAAUAAACAGUUUUCCACAACGACAGUUAGAGCUGGAACUCAGUUAACUGUCAGGGAUGCCUUGAAUGCUGCUAUAGAUGAAGAAAUCAAAAGAGAUGAUAAAGUUUUUCUAUUGGGAGAGGAAGUUGCAUUGUAUGAUGGUGCCUACAAGGUUAGCAGAGGAUUACACAAGACAUAUGGAGACAAGAGAGUAAUAGAUACUCCUAUAACUGAGAUGGGUUUUGCUGGUAUUGCAGUAGGAGCAGCUAUGGCAGGCUUGAAACCAAUAUGUGAAUUCAUGACAUUUAAUUUCUCCAUGCAAGCAAUAGAUCAGGUGAUCAACUCAGCAGCUAAAACAUUUUACAUGUCAGCAGGACAGGUUCCAGUCCCUAUUGUCUUUCGAGGACCAAAUGGAGCUGCAGCUGGUGUUGGAGCCCAACAUUCACAGUGCUUUGCUUCAUGGUACAGUGCUUGUCCAGGACUAAAAGUAUUAUCCCCAUUCUCUUCAGAAGAUUGUAAAGGGUUAUUAAAAGCAGCAAUUAGAGAUCCCAACCCAGUUGUAUUUUUAGAGAAUGAGAUUAUGUAUGGAACACAAUUUGAAAUGUCUGAUGAAGCUAUGUCUGAAGAUUUCGUUAUUCCAAUAGGAAAAGCAAAAAUAGAAAGACAAGGUAAUCACAUAACGUUAGUAUCACACAGUAGAUAUGUAGGACAUUGUUUAGAGGCAGCCAAUGAAUUAGCAGGACAAGGUGUGGAAUGUGAGGUUAUAAAUUUAAGAUCAAUUAGGCCAAUGGAUGAAGAAACAAUUGUAAAAUCAGUGAUGAAAACAAACCAUUUAGUAACGGUGGAGGGUGGAUGGCCACAGUGUGGAAUUGGAUCUGAAAUAUGUGCCAGAGUCAUAGAAAGUCAAGCCUUUAAUUACCUUGAUGCACCAGUAUUACGUGUAACGGGAGCUGACUUACCAACACCAUAUGCUAAACAGUUAGAAGACAAUUCAUUUCCUCAGACUCAUAACAUUGUUGGAGCAGUCAAAAAGUCGCUGAAUAUAUCCUAACAAAUACUCAUUUUAGGCAAAUUUUAACUGUUGUGACUUACUUAGGAAAUCAGUUGAAAUUGGAGAUAUAACUUAUAAUAGAACUGUUUUAGUGUGACCAUAGACAGUGAUUUCAUGUUUUAAAAAGAUUACUGUUAAAUGGCUCAAUGUCUAAUAUGAAGUACAUUUUAUUUUAUUAAAGUUCAUCUGUUAUAGGUAAUUUUUUUAGUGAGGUUGAUUUCCUGUGGAUAAAAUUUUAUCAAAUGUAGCUUUUAUUUUUUAUUUAUGAUAUUCUGUUGAAUCUCGUGAAGAUUAAUAUUUGUAAACUAGAAGAGAUGUAUGUAAUAAAGUCUUAAAAUGAUUUUACUUUCUGUAGAAACCAAGGUAUACAAAAGAACAUUAUUUAGAGAUGUCAACUGUAGGGAUAGUUUUUUCCAAUGUGUUUCAUGUUAUCACAGUCUUCAUGAUAAACUUUUGAAUCCACAAGCCAGAGGCUCAAUUUAACAAAAUUUUUAGUUGGAUUCUGUUGGCUAGUAGAGAAGAAUUUCACAAGCUGGAAAGUAAAACUUUACAAGCCAUGGCUGUAGGACUUGUGGUUAAGCGUGAAACUGUUACUUACAUUAACUUGGCAAAAGGGGAUAGUUGUGGAGGUUAGAGUUUAAAGUGACUAAAUUUGUCUCCCUAUUUUAGAAAAAGUGGAUUUGUAAAAUUUGUUUGCAUCCUUUUCUUAGAUGCUUAUGCUUUCCAUCUCCUUUAUAAACCAGUGACUGGAUUUAAUUUAAACUGCUAGAAAUGUUCUUUACCCAAUAGCAGUGUGCACCUCAUGUUUUAUAUUUUGACCUGGCUGAAUUUUUGUACUAGUAUUCCCAAGUUAUGACAGGUAUGUUCCAUCAAAAUAACGUACUACCAAAAUUAGUUAUGUAUUUGUGUUAUAAUACUCUGGUUGCUGUCUUAACAUACUCUUGUUUGAAAUGAUAACAACCAGAACACAAUGUAGUGGGCUUUUACAUUUACCAUAUCUAUAUUUUUUAUGCAAGUUACACAUAACCAAGUUAUACAAUUAAACCUUAAACUUUUAGCAUCACUCUGAUUUAGAUAGAUGAUUUGAACAAGAAAGAUUAAUAUAGCAAUGAUAAAAUAUAAAUUUUGAAUGAAGGCUUUAUCACAAUAGUUUUAAAUAAUUUUCCGUUGUAAGCAGAAUACUGUGGAUUUAUAAAAAAAAGUGAUACUGUAGUACAUGCAAAGUUUUUUAAGAUAUCCUUUUCUGUUUAUUGCAGUAUAAUUGGAUAAACUGGUUCAUAUCAUCACAUUUGUUGAUUUCUAUAAUGCGUGAUGUUUGUAUCAUUUGUUUCAAUAUUAUUUAUGUGAAAAUUAAAAACAGAUAAAGACAG
Messenger RNA from Mytilus trossulus (common blue mussel), 2561 nucleotides. RefSeq names its product pyruvate dehydrogenase E1 component subunit beta, mitochondrial-like. The record is from RefSeq and is a predicted model, not a curated record. Gene Ontology annotation, biological process: pyruvate decarboxylation to acetyl-CoA. NCBI's taxonomy places the organism in Eukaryota, Metazoa, Mollusca, Bivalvia, Mytilida, Mytilidae. The transcript is spliced from 12 exons. The coding region runs from base 109 to 1191 and encodes 360 amino acids. Gene Ontology annotation, molecular function: pyruvate dehydrogenase (acetyl-transferring) activity.